This is a messenger RNA of Dioszegia hungarica, 3069 nucleotides long. RefSeq lists its product as uncharacterized. The record is from RefSeq and is a predicted model, not a curated record. Gene Ontology annotation, molecular function: P-type calcium transporter activity; ATP binding; ATP hydrolysis activity. Gene Ontology annotation, biological process: calcium ion transmembrane transport; intracellular calcium ion homeostasis. Gene Ontology annotation, cellular component: intracellular membrane-bounded organelle; membrane. NCBI's taxonomy places the organism in Eukaryota, Fungi, Basidiomycota, Tremellomycetes, Tremellales, Bulleribasidiaceae. Bases 1 to 3069 code for a protein of 1022 amino acids. The transcript is spliced from 6 exons.
AUGAUGGUGGAUCCCAAGUCGCUCGAGGAGCUGGAGCAGAUCGGAGGCGCGGCGGGCCUCCUGGAGGGUCUUGGGGUAGACCGGAAGACCGGCUUGAUCGAAGCUGGUGGAGGGGCGGACAGGGCAGGAGAUGCCAUGCGUCCUGUCGGCGCACAGUGGCAGGCGAGCAUCGAGAUGAGGCAGCAGGUUUAUGGUGUCAACGAGCUCCCAAGACAGCCGGUCAAGAGCUUGUUGCAGCUCAUGCUGCUGGCGUUCAAGGACAAGAUUCUAAUCCUCCUUACAGCUGCGGCGGUCGUAUCCCUAGUCCUCGGUAUCUACCAAGCCACCGGCGGCGAGCCCCACAUCGUCCGAGAUGCCGACUGCCCGGACGGCUGUGUUGCACCUUCUCUUGAGUGGGUCGAAGGUGUCGCCAUCGUCGUCGCCAUCGUCAUAAUCGUCCUCGUCAGCUCCCUUACCGACUGGCAGAAGAAGCGCCAAUUUCAAAAGCUCAACGACCAGCGCGACGACCGGACCGUCAAGGUCUUGCGGAACGGUCAGGAGCAAGUCAUCAACACUAAGCUCCUGGUCGUCGGCGAUGUUGCCCUCAUCGAGCCGGGAGAAAUCAUCCCCGUCGACGGCGUCUUCCUAUCCGGUUACAACGUUCGUGUCGACGAGUCGGGCGCGACCGGCGAGUCAGAUGCAAUCCGGAAAGGGACCUAUGAGGAGUGUAUGGCGGAGCGAGAUGCCAGUGGCGGUCAGGGGCGCAAGCUGGAUUGCUUUAUGGUAUCUGGAGGGAAGGUGACGGAGGGGGUGGGGCAGUAUAUUGUCAUCUCGACUGGUACCAACACCUUUCACGGACGGAUCAUGAUGUCCAUGCUGGGCGAGGCCCAAGCCACUCCUCUCCAAGUCAAACUCAACAAGCUCGCGGAGCUCAUCGUCAAAGUCGGUCUCUGGUCCGGCGGCCUACUCUUCCUCGCCCUCAUGAUUCGAUACUUUGUCGCCCUCAAAGUCGAGGCGGACCGCACGCCUGGUCAGAAGGGGCAGGACUUCAUCCAACAACUCAUCAUCGCCGUCGUCCUCAUCGUCGCUGCCGUCCCGGAGGGUUUGCCCCUUGCAGUCACCCUCUCCCUCGCAUUCGCCACCAACCGCAUGACCCGCCAGAAUCUACUCGUCCGGGUAUUGGGGUCAUGCGAAACCAUGGCCAAUGCUACCGUCGUCUGCACAGACAAGACCGGGACCCUUACCCAGAACGAGAUGACGGUCGUCGCCGGUACUCUCGGUCUCGACACUCGGUUCGCGCGGGACUUGGCAUCGUACCCUGCUCGGACCAAUACGAGCGCGGCCUCCUCACUCGAUGCCUCCGACCUCGGUCGAGCUGUCUCUGCGGAGCUUCAGCGUACUCUCAAUGAAGCUAUCUGCAUCAACUCGACCGCUUUCCGCGCGGACAACGAGGAGGGCGCUACCUUCGUGGGCAGCAAGACAGAGACCGCUCUGCUGCGCCUCGCAUACGACCUCGGCUGGGCGGAUUACCGUCAGACUCGCGAGAGCCAGCCAGUCGUUCAGAUGAUCCCCUUUUCGUCCGAGCUCAAGGCGAUGGGCGUCGUUGUCAAUCUCGGCGACAAGUAUCGGCUGUACAUCAAAGGGGCCUCCGAGGUCCUAAUCAGGAUGUGCAGUCGGUACGUCGCGGUCCAAGGCGCCGAGGAUCAGGGUACUCCGACCGAGCUUACGGACGGGGCCAUGUCUCAGUACAUGUCUACGAUCGGGUUCUACGCCGAUCAGUCCCUUCGUACCCUUGCCCUCAGCUAUCGGGACUUCGCCUCUUGGCCGCCGGCGGGCGCUGAGAUGGUCGACGAGCACACCGUCUCGUUUCAGUCGCUCGCGGGCGAUCUCACCCUCCUCACCAUCGUCGGCAUCCAGGACCCGCUGCGCCCCGGCGUUCCGGAAGCUGUAUCUCAGUGCUUCCGAGCGGGUGUAGGAGUGAAGAUGUGCACUGGCGACAACGUCAUCACCGCUCGGGCAAUCGCCAAGGAGUGUGGGAUCCUCACAGGGGACGGGCUCGUCAUGGAGGGACCCUACUUUCGCGCGUUGAGCGACUCGGAGCGACACCGGGCGGUGCCAAAGCUGCAGGUGCUUGCUAGGUCUUCGCCAGAGGACAAGAAGUUGCUGGUGCAGACUUUGCGGGAUCAGGGCGAGGUGGUUGGGGUUACCGGAGAUGGGACGAACGAUGGUCCCGCUUUGGUUCUAGCUCACGUUGGAUUUGCUAUGGGUAUCAGCGGCACCGAGGUCGCCAAGACCGCUUCGGACAUCAUCUUGAUGGACGACUCCUUCUCCAACAUCAUCGUCGCCAUCAAGACUGGUCGGUGCGUCAACGACUCGGUCCGAAAGUUCAUCCAAUUUCAACUCUCGGUCAACAUAGCCGCCAUCAUCUUGACCUUCGUCUCUGCCAUCGAGUCGCGGGCGAAACAGUCCAUUCUAUCGGCAGUGCAGCUCUUGUGGGUCAACCUCAUCAUGGACACAUUCGCAGCGCUCGCACUUGCCACCGAUCCGCCUACCGACUCGUCGCUGGAUCGUAAACCCUCGCGCUCAUCCGAACCCCUCAUCACCCCCGACAUGGGCAAGAUGAUCCUCUUCCAGGCGAUUUAUCAGUGCAUCGUCUGCUUCGUCCUCCACUUUGCUGGGCACCGGUUGCUCGGCACGAACGCGGACAGCGUCGCUGCGCAGGCGGAAUUGCGGACCCUGGUCUUCAACGUGUUUGUCUUUUGUCAGAUAUUCAACCAAAUCAACUGCCGCCGCCUUGACCGCCAGUUCAACAUCUUUGAGGGUUUCUUCCGCAACUACUGGUUCAUGGGGAUCUUCAUCAUCAUGUGUGGUGGCCAAGUCAUCAUUGUCGAGGUCGGCGGGGCAGCCUUCCAAGUCACACGUAUCUCUGGCCGAGACUGGGCCAUCAGCAUCGUCGCUGGGCUCUUAUCCUUCCCUAUCGGCGUCCUCAUCCGUCUCUUGCCCACAGACCCGUUCUAUGAGCUGUGCGUACGGUGCAAAUUCUACAAGAAGGAGGAUGGCGGCGUGCUGGCGGAGGGAUCAGAGGUGUGA